AGCUUUUAGUUGGCAGCUCAGUGAAGAACUGAGACAGAGCAAGAAAGAGAAAGAGCACCAGCAAACAACAAUGGCAUCUUUAGGACUGCAGAUUUUGGGCGUCGGGCUGGCAGUGCUUGGAUGGAUUGGAAACAUACUGAUCUGUAUGCUGCCACUGUGGAAGGUGUCUGCUUUCAUUGGGAACAACAUCGUGGUGGCUCAGACCAUCUGGGAAGGACUGUGGAUGACCUGUGUGGUGCAGAGCACAGGUCAGAUGCAGUGCAAGGUCUACGACUCCCUGCUGGCCCUGCCUCCGGACCUCCAGGCAGCUCGGGCUAUGGUGGUCAUCGCCAUCCUGUUCUCUCUGUUCGGCCUGCUGCUCUCUGUGGUAGGAGGGAAAUGCACCACCUGCAUUGGGGAUAAGGUGGCAAAAGCCAGAGUGGCUAUCUCCGCAGGUGUUUUCUUCAUCCUGAGUGGGGCUCUGUGUCUGGUGACCGUGUCUCUGCCUGCUAACACUAUCAUAAAGGACUUCUACAACCCCAUGGUUCCUGACGCCCAGAGGAGGGAGCUGGGUGCGGGACGUCUGUCUGGUUGCACGAUGGUGUCUUUUGGACUUGAACUGGUCGGCGUCAUUCUGUCAGUGCUCGGCUGGGUGCUGAGUGUAAUCAGCUGCUCCUUGCCGAUGUGGAGGGUUUCCGCCUUCAUUGGCGCCAAUAUUGUCACAGCUCAGGUGUACUGGGAGGGCCUGUGGAUGAGCUGCGUGUUCCAGAGCACAGGGCAGAUGCAGUGUAAGGUCUACGACUCCAUGCUGGCUUUACCUCCAGACCUGCAGGCCGCCAGGGCGCUCACCAUCGUCUCCAUCGUCGUGGGAGUAGUGGCUCUCCUCAUCGCUAUGGUGGGAGCAAAGUGUACCAAUUGCAUCGAGGAUGACGGGGUUAAAGCCAGGGUGAUGGCCUCCUCGGGCGGGGCGUUCAUCACAGCAGCUCUGGCCCAGCUGGUGCCCGUUUCCUGGUCAGCACACACCAUCAUAGUUGAGUUUUACAGUCCAAUCAUCCCCUCUGGUCAGAAGAUGGAGAUCGGGGCGGCGCUGUAUCUGGGUUGGGCCGCAGCAGCCCUGCUGCUGAUUGGAGGGUCCAUUCUCUGCUGCAGUUGCCCUCCACAGGAGGAGAAAUCAAUGAGGUACAGCGCGCACCCUCAGAGUCGUAUAGCAUACUCCGCCGCACCAAGGUCAACUGCUCAAAGCUCCUACAACAGGAAGGACUACGUGUGA
This is a messenger RNA of Siniperca chuatsi (mandarin fish), 1249 nucleotides long. RefSeq names its product claudin-4-like. Gene Ontology annotation, biological process: bicellular tight junction assembly; cell adhesion. Bases 71 to 1249 code for a protein of 392 amino acids. Lineage: Eukaryota; Metazoa; Chordata; Actinopteri; Centrarchiformes; Sinipercidae. The transcript has 2 exons. Gene Ontology annotation, cellular component: plasma membrane; bicellular tight junction. Gene Ontology annotation, molecular function: structural molecule activity. The record is from RefSeq and is a predicted model, not a curated record.